AACACGUCAACGCGGAUGAGUUUGUCGCCGUUGGUUAAUUAAUGUGGAAUUUUUAAUUCUUUAAAAUAAUAAUACAGUGAAAAAUUAUUAACCCACACAAUGGUUCACACAACGAUGGAAGGUUCUCUGUUCGAACCCACAUUGUACAUUGUCAAAGGGAUGUGCAUUUUGGACUAUGAAGGAAACAGAAUUUUGGCCAAAUAUUACGAUAAAGACGUCCUACCCACAACUAAGGAGCAGAAGGCAUUUGAGAAGAACUUGUUCAAUAAGACUCACAGAGCAAAUGCAGAAAUCAUAAUGCUGGAUGGUCUUACUUGUGUUUAUAAAAGUAACGUAGAUUUAUUCUUCUAUGUUAUGGGAAGCUCACAUGAAAAUGAGUUGAUCCUUCAAUCAGUAUUGAAUGCGCUCUACGAGUCUGUUAGUUUGCUGCUGAGAAGGAACAUGGAGCGGAGGGUUCUCAUGGAGAACUUGGAUGCUGUUAUGCUUGCCUUCGAUGAGAUCUGCGACGGCGGUGUGAUAUUGGAUGCUGAUCCCACGUCGAUCGUAAGCCGGGCAGCGCUGCGCACCGAGGACGUGCCCCUGGGAGAGCAAACAGUGGCCCAGGUAUUGCAAUCAGCAAGGGAGCAACUUAAAUGGUCCUUAUUGAAAUGAA
Bombyx mandarina (wild silkworm) is the source of this 652-nucleotide messenger RNA. It is a transcript of the gene zetaCOP, whose product is annotated as COPI coat complex subunit zeta. Gene Ontology annotation, biological process: intracellular protein transport; retrograde vesicle-mediated transport, Golgi to endoplasmic reticulum; intra-Golgi vesicle-mediated transport. The record is from RefSeq and is a predicted model, not a curated record. Gene Ontology annotation, cellular component: COPI vesicle coat. NCBI's taxonomy places the organism in Eukaryota, Metazoa, Arthropoda, Insecta, Lepidoptera, Bombycidae.